Molecule: messenger RNA, 2168 nt
Organism: Chrysochloris asiatica (Cape golden mole)
Lineage: Eukaryota; Metazoa; Chordata; Mammalia; Afrosoricida; Chrysochloridae
Gene: KRT5
Product: keratin 5
Exons: 9
Coding region: 54-1820 (588 amino acids)
Biological process (GO): keratinization; intermediate filament organization
Cellular component (GO): keratin filament
Molecular function (GO): structural constituent of skin epidermis
Source: RefSeq, a predicted model, not a curated record
UGUUCUCGGCAGCACUUCUCAACCUCCUCAGUGCCCACCACCAACAAGCCAUCAUGUCUCGCCAAUCAAGUGUCUCCUUUCGGAGCGGGGGCAGCCGGAGCUUCAGCGCUGCCUCGGCCAUCACCCCAUCUGUCUCCCGCACCAGUUUCAGCUCCGUGUCCCGGUCUGGGGGUGGUGGUGGUGGCUUUGGCAGGGUCAGCCUUGGCGGGGCCUGUGGAGUAGGUGGCUAUGGCAGCAGGAGCCUCUACAGCGCAGGAAGCUCCAGGAGAAUCGCCACUAGCGGCGGCGGUGGCUUCAGGAACCGAUUCAGUGCCGGUGCCGGAGGCGGCUAUGGCUUCGGAGGUGGAGCCGGGAGCGGAUUUGGUUUUGGCGGUGGAGCUGGUGGUGGCUUUGGGCUCGGUGGUGGAGCUGGCUUUGGAGGAGGCUUUGGUGGCCCUGGCUUCCCAGUCUGCCCCCCUGGAGGCAUCCAAGAGGUCACAGUCAACCAGAGUCUCCUGACUCCCCUCAACCUGCAAAUCGACCCCACCAUUCAGCGGGUGAAGACCGAAGAGCGGGAGCAGAUCAAGACCCUCAACAACAAGUUUGCUUCCUUCAUCGACAAGGUGCGGUUCCUGGAGCAGCAGAACAAAGUCCUGGACACCAAGUGGACCCUGCUCCAGGAACAGGGCAACAAGACCGUGAGGCAGAACCUGGAGCCCUUGUUUGAGCAAUACAUCAGCAACCUCCGGAGGCAGCUGGACAGCGUUGUUGGGGAGAGAGGCCGCCUGGACUCUGAGCUGAGGAAUAUGCAGGACCUGGUAGAGGACUUCAAGAACAAGUAUGAAGAUGAAAUCAACAAGCGCACCACUGCUGAGAAUGAGUUUGUGAUGCUAAAGAAGGAUGUGGAUGCUGCUUACAUGAACAAGGUGGAACUAGAAGCCAAGGUUGAUGCACUGGUGGAUGAAAUCAACUUCCUGAAGCUCUUCUAUGAGGCGGAGUUGGCCCAGAUGCACACUCAUGUCUCAGACACAUCAGUGGUGCUGUCCAUGGACAAUAACCGCAGCCUGGACCUGGAUAGCAUCAUUGCUGAGGUCAAGGCUCAAUAUGAGGACAUCGCCAACCGAAGCCGGACAGAAGCUGAGUCCUGGUACCAGACCAAGUAUGAGGAGCUGCAGCAGACAGCUGGCCGGCAUGGCGACGACCUCAGAAACACCAAGCAUGAGAUCUCUGAGAUGAACCGGAUGAUCCAGAGGCUCAGAGCUGAGAUCGACAAUGUCAAGAAACAGUGUGCCAACUUGCAAAAUGCCAUUGCCGAUGCUGAGCAACGUGGGGAGCUGGCCCUCAAGGAUGCCAGGAACAAGCUGGCUGAGCUGGAAGAUGCCCUGCAGAAGGCCAAGCAGGACAUGGCCCGGCUGCUGAGGGAGUACCAGGAGCUGAUGAACACCAAGCUGGCCCUGGAUGUGGAGAUUGCCACCUACAGGAAGCUGCUGGAGGGCGAGGAGUGCAGAUUGAGUGGAGAAGGAGUCGGACCAGUCAAUAUCUCUGUCGUCACCAACAGCGUCUCCUCUUCCUAUGGCGGUGGCAGUGGCUUUGGUGGUGGCCUCGGUGGAGGUCUUGGCAGCGGUCUUGGCAGCGGUCUUGGCAGCGGUCUUGGUGGUGGUGGGAGCUACUACUCCAGCAGCAGUGGAGGCGUCGGCCUAGGCAGUGGGCUCAGUGUUGGGGGCUCUGGCUUCAGUGGAAGCAGUGGCCGAGGAAUAGGCUUUAGCAGCGGAGGGGGCAGCAGCUCCAGUGUCAAGUUUGUCUCCACCACCUCUUCCUCCCGGAAAAGCUUCAAGAGUUAAGAACCCUGCACCAAGUUACUGCUCCUAAGUGUGGCAACCCGGCCCAUGGUGACUGCUACUUCUAGGCAGCUGCCAAAGCCAAAGUUUUCUCUUCUCUGGAGUGUAGAAUAGACCAAUCCUACUGUAGAACCACAUUUUGGUCCACUAGAGUACCCAACCCCGUCUUUCUCAUGCCACAAUUUUAUAUUCUGCUCCAAAUCAAUCUUUAGGACCUUGCAGCAUGGUCUUAGAUGACAAGAGAACCCAAAAUUCUCCAGUGUCUAAACAGAAUCCUCAACCCAACCCCCCAGUUUGUUCUGGUUCUGACUACCUCCAGAGUGUGUUCAAAUAAAAUGCUUUUAUAAUAUA